AUGAUGAUGGUGGUGCAGAUGGUGCUGGUAGUAGAGAAAUGGAUGUUGGAUUUCGGUAGCCGUGGUAGUGCUGAUGCUGGAAGUGAUGGCGGUAGUGCUGGUAAAACUGGCAGUAGUUGUGCUGGUAGUGCUAGUGAUGCUGAAGGUGAUUGUGGCGAAGGCAAUAGUAGUGCAAGUGCUGGUGCUGCUGGUGAUCUUGCUUGCGGUUCUGGUCGGCUGUAUUAA
Messenger RNA from Protopolystoma xenopodis, 225 nucleotides. The record is from the annotation of a GenBank genome assembly. NCBI's taxonomy places the organism in Eukaryota, Metazoa, Platyhelminthes, Monogenea, Polystomatidea, Polystomatidae.